AUGAUAGUAUCUCAAUCACGCUUGCUCAGUCACUCUCGUAGGCCGCAUAGCGCUCAUUCGUGUUCGAUGAAAAUCAUCGUUGACGACCGCGACCCAGCUAUCAAAUAUGCACCAGCCUGGAAAACUCAAGGCAGCAAUGGGAACCCGCAUGGCCAACUACAAGAGUUUCAACAAACCACUUCGCAGUCCGGAGGAACGGGAUCUACUGCUUCAUUUACUUUUACUGGUACGCAAGUCAAUGUCUCCGGGACACUUGGCGGUGCGAACGAAGCUCAUCUGGAGUUUAUCCUUGACGGACAACGGACACCCAUAACAAUAUCCAGUGCACCAAAUCCCCGGUUUCACUACCCGGUCUUCACCUCAGCGCCGUUAGUCGACGGGCAACAUACCCUGGUCAUGACGGACAACAGCUCUGACCCUAGCCCUUUCUUUUUCGACUACCUGAUCUACACAACCAACAGCCGAAAUUCGGGGCAGACGGUGCUCAUCGAUGAUGCCGAUGACACUAAAGAGUUUGCGCUGGCAGUUCUUGGGCCCUGGCACCAGAACAACACCUUUGACUUCAUGCAGCAGACAUCUCAAUAUGUCGGGUCGCAGGACGCGGGAGGCGCGAUCCAACUCAGCUUGAUCCUCCAGGACGGCGACACACUCUCCCUUUUUGGCCCACUCACUUCUACCGACCCACAAUUUACUUCCGGUUUGCCACUCUUCGUUGAGGUUACAAUAAACGGGAACCCCAGCCCAUUCCUGUCGGAGGACGCCCCACUUUCUGGUCAAAUAACAUUCAAUCAACGGCUGUUUAAAUCAUCGUCCUUAUCCGCUGGCCGGUAUGCUGUUUCAUUCGAGUACAUCUCAGGCACGCCAUUUGGCUUUGAUUACAUGCUUAUCGAGCCGGGGCCAGGGUCAAGUCGUAGUUCCAGCACCAGCAGUCUAUCCCCUUCUUCUACAUUAUCCACGAACUUGACCGCGGCUUCAACUACCGCCACUAACAGUAAAGCAAGUUCUUCAAGUUCCUCUUUGGCAAGGCCAACGGCUCCCAAUCAUACCUCUCAUACCGGAGCAAUUGUGGGCGGUGUUGUCGGGGGCGUCUUAUUGCUCCUGAUAGUAUGUGUUUGGACCAUGAGAUGGGCAAGAAACUCCCGUUUGGGACCCGGAAAUCAGGGACGAGCUCCGAGUCAGGUCAUCCAGCCCGACGUCGAAACAGCCAUUGGGACAAUCACUCCAUUCCCGCUAUCUAAAAGCGCAGUCGCCGACUUGGAGCACCUCCGGACAAGAGCUGCCUCUCCAGAGCCCGUCACACUGGAGCCGGAAUCAGUCGAUGUGCGGGAGUUAUCGGUCGGCGAGCAUAUCCAGCCACACCCCUUCCAACGAACAGUCGCUCUGCCAACAACGGAGUUGGUGCGGAUUUUAAACGAGCGAUUGCGGAGUGAUGGGCUGUUUGACGAGGACGAGCAACCACCCAGUUAUCCACCGACGGAGGCUGGGAAUCGAGUCAGUCGAUAG
Molecule: messenger RNA, 1503 nt
Organism: Mycena indigotica
Lineage: Eukaryota; Fungi; Basidiomycota; Agaricomycetes; Agaricales; Mycenaceae
Exons: 4
Coding region: 1-1503 (500 amino acids)
Source: RefSeq, a predicted model, not a curated record